This is a messenger RNA of Spinacia oleracea (spinach), 1117 nucleotides long. RefSeq lists its product as uncharacterized. Lineage: Eukaryota; Viridiplantae; Streptophyta; Magnoliopsida; Caryophyllales; Amaranthaceae. The record is from RefSeq and is a predicted model, not a curated record. The coding region runs from base 172 to 684 and encodes 170 amino acids. The transcript has 2 exons.
GGGAGCUAAAUUAAGGAUAAUUUCUUCAAAAGUGAGUUGUCUUUUUAUCAACAAGUUUUCUUCUUCUACUACAUCUCUGGAAAAUCUAAAUAGUGUUCGUCACUCCCAAACACCAAAAAAAAGCGCCGAAAAACUCGAAUACAGAAAAUAAAGCGUCAUUUCGUCCCAUCCAUGGCUUCUCGACUUCAACGCCACAAAUUUGCCUGGAGAGUUCUUAUGGUUUCAAACUUCGGUGUUGCAGCUUAUAUUUUUGGAAUGAAUAAAAAGAAAGAGGGAAGUUCGAAAAGCGAAAAACAUGAAGAAGCUCCACUUGUUGCUGGUACAAGUACAUCAAAAGUCAGUUCCGAGCCAAAAACUGAACCACCAACCCCAAUUGCAGAGAUUUUACCAGCAGUCAUCAGUUUCAUGGAGGAGCCAGGAUUCAACCCUGAAACUUCAACUGGUACAAGUGCACCAAUGGUCAAUUGUAUGGAGGAAUCAGAAAUGAUACCAGCUACCCCAAUUGCCGAGCUUGUGAAGGUGCGUGAGCCAAUUGCCGAGGAUCAACAACGACAGCUUUUCGGGUGGAUGUUGGAUGAGAAGAGAAAGGUAAAAACCAAAGACAGAGAUGAAAAGAAGCAAAUUGAUGAAGAUAAGGCCAUACUCAAGCAGUUUAUCAGGGAGAAAUCAAUCCCUGAUAUUUAGCCCAGACCUGUUCAAUGGGGUGGGUUAAGGCCAGGCCGGGCCAAGAGCCUGGUUGUUCGGAUCCAGCCCGUUAAAAUUUUAGCCUCUAUAACUGUCGCUGCCUUUAUUCUUUGAACCUGGUUGUUCGGGUCCUGCAACUUGUCUGUCUAACUCUAACAGGAAAUAUCUCAGAGGUUUGAGCCAUUUUUUUGGGUGCUCAAUUUAGUGGUUUUAGGGCUGUGUUAGGGGUAAAUAUUCAUGCCUACGUUUUUACGGAGUAUAAAGGAAUUAACUCCAUUUCAGAGUUAAAGAGUUUUCUAAUACCAGAAAUUUGUUCAUUUGUGAACCAGAACGUUUAUGAAGCUGAUCAAGGAAAGAAUUUUCAAUAUUCAAAGGGCUUGUGAAUUUGUGAUCAUUGAUCUGUUUAAUGACUAAGAAGAUUGUAUUAUGUUGA